Dipodomys ordii (Ord's kangaroo rat) is the source of this 3100-nucleotide messenger RNA. It is a transcript of the gene Ckap2l, whose product is annotated as cytoskeleton associated protein 2-like. Gene Ontology annotation, cellular component: centrosome; cytosol; mitotic spindle. The transcript has 9 exons. The record is from RefSeq and is a predicted model, not a curated record. NCBI's taxonomy places the organism in Eukaryota, Metazoa, Chordata, Mammalia, Rodentia, Heteromyidae. The coding region runs from base 57 to 2210 and encodes 717 amino acids.
GCAGCCGCGGCUCCUAGGCGCGGCCUUUGAAAGGAAAACUGUCCUAGUUGGGAAUCAUGGUGGGGCCUGGGCCCUCCGCAGCCGCUGAAGAGCGUCAGAAAAAGCUCCAGGAGUAUUUAGCAGCCAAGGGAAAACUGAAGAAUCUAAAUACCAAGCCUUAUCUAAAAGCCAAGAAUAAUGCCUCAAUCCCACCACCUUCUAAAUCUACUAUUAGACCCAAAAAGGAUAUUACCAGCCAUGCUAUUUUACCUAUCAAAUCUACAAGGACUAUCACCACUAAACUCCAGUCCGGACCAACUAAUAUCUUUGGGUCUCAGAAGUCAAAGUUAGACCCACUUCUGAGCAAAAUGCCAACUUCAAGAUAUGCUUCUUCUAACCCAAAUUGUAAACCAUACAGCAAGAAUCACCAGCAGCAUGAAACUGGGUCAUCCACUGCAGAACUGUCAACAAAACCUAGGAGGUCCUCUACUACACAGGAAUUGAAAACUAUAAAGCAGCAUGGAGCCAGUCAGGGAAAUGCUAAAUGGAUGGACUCUAUGGAUAAUUCCCAUGGUGAAAACAAAUCUUUGAGUGGCUUUGUAAAAGAGAUGAACAAAGAGAACUUGCUCCAAACUUCAUCAGAACCUAAGCAAAAGCCAGAUCCUGAAUUACGUAUUCUAAGUAAGCCAAAGACUAACACUUACAAGCAAACCAAGUGUAGUUUGGCUCCUAAAAAAGUCUUAAGCAAAAAUUCAGUUAAUAGUGCUGUUCUGAAAGACAGAGUUAAUAAAAAAAAUGUUGGAGAAACACAAAUCUGGACUCUACCAGUAAAAUCACAGCAACUCUCUAGAAUUGCAGCUUGUACAAAACCAAGAGAAAAGUCCUCAAGGACAGUUCCCUCUCACUUUAUUCAGACCCAUAGUAGGUCUCAAGCAUCAACAAAACCAGUGGUUAAGGAUAUAAAUGAUAUGAAGGCCAAUAGGGAUAAAUAUGGAAGACCAAAUGAAACUAAGUUACAGUCACUCCAUACUACUGAACAGAAGGUAAAACCCAUGAGACUUACAACACAUCCAAACUUGCUUCAGGGAGCAACUAACCAACAUCCAAACAGCAAGCAAGAUCAGAAGACUAGACAACAUUCUCUAAGACCUCAGACAUCAGUCAUUCCAAGCACUCCUAGCAUAAAAGCAAACAGAACCAAUGAUAACAAAUUUAACAUCUUUCAACAAAAAGCACAGACUUUGAACUCCAAGUUGAAAACUGCUCUUCCCCAGAAGCAUUUUCUGAACAAGACAGCUCCCAAAACUAAAGCAGGCAUCACAACCAUAAAUGGGAGAGGAGUCCCAAAUGAUACCCAAACCAAUCCAAAUACUAAAAAGAAGGCAGCAACAGAGGAUCGAAGGAAACAACUUGAAGAAUGGCAAAAAUCCAAGGGGAAAAUCUAUAAACGUCCUCCUAUGGAAUUUAAAACAAAAAGAAAAAUAAUAGAAGAAAUGAAUAUUUCAUUCUGGAAGAGCAUUGAAAAAGAAGAAGAAGAAAAGAAAGCACAAUUGGAACUGUCCAAUAAAAUUAACAACACUCUGAAAGGAUGUCUGCAGCUCAUUGAAGAGGGUGUGCCUUCUCAUGAAGUAUUUACAGUAUUGUCUGGCAUUCCUGAGGCUGAGAAAUUUGCUAAAUUCUGGAUCUGCAAAGCAAAGUUGCUGGCAAGUAAAGGCACCUUUGAUGUUAUUGGGCUUUAUGAAGAGGCCAUUAAAAGUGGGGCAACACCAAUACAAGAGUUACGGGAAGUUGUUAUUAAUAUUUUACAAGAUCCAAACAGAACCACAGAAGGAGUUACUUUGAACUCUUUGGUUGCUGAAACUACCACCACAGCAAUGGAAGAGGAAUCUGGGCAAGCUUGUCUUCCUCCAGAAGAGAAGCAACUGGUUAGAGCAACACCCCAAGUAACCAAUACAGAACAGGAUAAUCUUCCUGGUAUCAAAUUACAGAUUGCCUCAAUCCCUAGAAUCAAUGGAAUGCCAGAAGUACAAGACAUGAAGCUUAUCACUCCCGUAAGGCGCUCUGCAAGGAUUGAACGAGUGGUGUCCCACUACCCAGAAAUGCUGCAGGAACACGAUCUGGUCGUGGCUUCUCUUGAUGAACUUCUAGAGGCAGAAGACACAGAGUGCUAUAUAUUUCGUAAGAAUGAGGCAUUGCCCGUGACAUUAGGGUUUGAGAUACUUGAAUCGUAAUUUUUAUGUGGUAUGUGUGAUUCACAGCCUUCAAGAAAUGCUUUUGUCCAGAUAACCUGAAGAAAAUGUCUAAUGUUGAAACAUCACAGAUACAGAGAACUCUUGAGAUUGAGGGAAUAAGUCACUGGAUUUACCCCUCAAAUUUAUAUACACACAGGAAAGUGUUCGGUUUAUAUGCUUAAAACUGUAAUUUGCCACAGUUUUAUAACAUAAGUUUCAAAGUUUUGAAUAUUUACUCCACACGUUUGGGAAAAAAUUGCUGUUUUACUUUAAACCCAUUGCCACAGUCUUUUCAACCCUGAGAUUAUCGUGCAGCAUGGUGAGACUUCUUUUCAUAUCCUCCUUAGCAGAAUGGGUAAGUUCUUCCACGAGAAGAGCUGAGCUUUGAAGCCAGCUUGCUAGGCUACAUGAUCACCCCUUUCCCAUGUUACAGAUGAGCUGCAGAGUAGCUCUGCUUUCUCUCUGGGGUGACAUUUGCAGUAAUCUGGACUUCCCUCCCAGUGAUCCUGCAGAGAAGGGUGAUUCUUGCUCUUCAUCCCCAGUAAAACACAAUCCUGCAGUAGGGAUCAUUUAACUUUUCAUAUCCAACCCUGGUUUUGCAUUUGUUAUUCAGAAACACUUCAAGUUAAAAAUAAAAGACGAGGGAAAGGGUGUUGGAGAAAGGACACUUUCUGCUUCACGUCAGUUCUUCUCUCUGCCCAGGGACUGCUCACCUAAAAAGGCCAUGUGAGCCUCACAGCAGGUUGCUCUUUCUUCCUUCUGGGAAACCACUUGUAGUAAGAAUCAGAAUUGUUUAAGAAAUAUAAUGUAUAGAAAAGCCUAGGCAAUAUGGGGACUAUUAAUUUUCUUUGUAUUUAAGUAUGAUCUAUAAUAAAAAAUACUAAAUUGUU